Messenger RNA from Epinephelus fuscoguttatus (brown-marbled grouper), 3126 nucleotides. RefSeq names its product engulfment and cell motility 3 (gene elmo3). Gene Ontology annotation, biological process: actin filament organization; cell motility. NCBI's taxonomy places the organism in Eukaryota, Metazoa, Chordata, Actinopteri, Perciformes, Serranidae. The coding region runs from base 281 to 2428 and encodes 715 amino acids. The record is from RefSeq and is a predicted model, not a curated record. The transcript is spliced from 21 exons.
UGCGUCAAACCCUCAACUGAACGACUCCAGCCAACCCGGAACUUUUAAGUCAACUAAUCAUUCCUGAAAACUUAUUGCAAGGAGUUUCCCCCUGUUUUUCCGAGUAGUUCAAAUGUUACUUUAAGCAAAGUCACUGCUACGGACUGAGUUAGCUCCUUCUGAGGGGAAAGAGACAGCUGCAAAUGUUUCUCGCUCCGACUGCGGCGGUUGCUGUGGGACAGUAGCACUCGACUUGUCUUUUCAAACCAGCCAGAGAGUGGUGGAGUGAAGAGGUGCCAACAUGCCUCAACAAAAGGACAUAGUGAAGAUAGCCAUCCAGAUGCCUGGGGCCUACCCCCAGCUCAUACAACUGGACCAGAAAAAGCCUCUGUCUGCUGUAAUAAAGGAAGUGUGUGAUGGCUGGAAUCUCUCGGGUCCUGAAACCCACGCUCUGCAGUAUGCCGAUGGAGUGCAGACAUACAUCACUGAAUCGAAUCGUCUGGACAUUAAGAAUGGCUGCAUUCUGCGUCUGACCAAGGCACCGGGCUGCUGUGCAGAGGACUUGUACAAGGGCAUCCAGAGUUUGGACGCAGGCGUGCGCUGCGCUGCGCUGAAGGAGCUGGCGAGUGUUUCCACAGACGUGACCUUUGCUCAGGAGUUCAUCAGCCGAGACGGACACCUCUUAUUGGUCAAGAUAGUAGAGGACUCUAAUGAGAGUAACAUGAUCAUGACCCACACACUGACAGCCUUCAUGGAACUGAUGGAUCAUGGGAUAGUUUCAUGGGAGAACCUCUCGUCUGUCUUCAUCAAGAAGAUCGCCAGCUUCGUCAAUGCCAAGCCAACUGACGCAUCAAUACAGCAGGUGUCCCUGGACAUCCUGGAGAACAUGGUGCUGAGCAGCCACAGCCUCUUCCUGCAGGUCAAACAGGAGGUCACCAUGGAGAGGCUCAUCACUCACCUCCAGGUGACAAACCAGCAGAUACAGACCAAAGCCAUGGCCCUACUUAUGGCACUGCUACAAACAGCCGGGGCCUCAGACAGACAGGAAAUGUUUGCAUUCCUGAAUAAGAAGAAUCUCCGUCAGUACAUUUAUAAAAACAUCAUCCACAGUUCUGGUUCAGUCCAGGAUGAGAUGGCGCACUACCUCUAUGUCCUACAGUCCGUUACCUUGAAUCACCUGGAGCCGCGCAUGAGGACACCUCUGGACUGUUACAACCAGGAGCAGAGAGACAUCCUUCACGGUUUGCGGCAGGCAGCAUUCGAGACAGAAAGCGAGAACAGUCUGAGCCACGAGAGACGACGCUCACUGUGCGCCAAAGAGUUCAAGAAGUUAGGCUUCUCUAACAAUAGUAACCCUGGUCAGGAUUUGGUGCGAACGCCUCCUGGUCUUCUAGCUUUGGACACCAUGUUUUAUUUUGCCACGCGCUAUCCUGAUGCCUACAGCAGGUUUGUUCUGGAGAACAGCAGUAGGGAAGACAAACACGAGUGUCCAUUUGCCAGGAGCAGCAUCCAGCUCACACUCAUCCUGUGUGAAAUCCUUCGUAUCGGAGAGCCCCCCUCAGAGACAGGAUCUGACUACCACCCCAUCUUCUUCAGUCAGGAUCGGCUGAUGGAGGAGCUUUUCUGUGUCUGCAUUCAGCUGCUCAACAAGACCUGGAAGGAGAUGAGAGCCACACAGGAGGACUUUGACAAGGUGAUGCAGGUGGUGAGGGAGCAGAUCACCAGGACGCUGUCCAGUAAGCCGACCUCCCUUGAGCUCUUCAAGAACAAAGUCAAUGCCCUCAACUACAGCGAGAUUCUUAAACUGCGGCAGACAGAACGGCUGCACCAAGAGGAGACUCUUGCUCCACCUGUACUUGAGCUCAAAGAGCGCCUGAAGCCAGAGCUGCUUGAGCUGAUCCGCCAGCAGAGACUCAACAGGCUGUGUCAAGGAACAAUGUUCAGGAAAAUCAGCAGCCGUCGCAGACAGGAUAAACUGUGGUACUGCCGCUUGUCGCCCAAUCACAAAAUGCUUCACUACGGUGAUGUGGAAGAGGACACGGACAAUCCACCAAUUGAAACACUGCAAGAGAAGAUUCCAGUUGCAGACAUCAAAGGCCUGCUGACGGGAAAAGACUGUCCUCACAUGAAGGAGAACAAAGGCAAACAGAACAAGGAGGUGCUGGACCUGGCAUUUAGCAUCACAUAUGACGUAGAAGAGUACAGCCUGAACUUCAUCGCCCCCUCUAGAACUGAUUUCUGCCUGUGGACAGAUGGACUGAGCGUUCUCCUGGGCCGGGAGAUGAGUAGUGAAUCCAUGCGCAGCGAGCUGGAUAUCCUGCUCUCUAUGGAGAUUAAGCUCCGCCUCCUGGACCUUGAGAACGUCCCCAUCCCCGACAGAGCGCCAGUCGUCCCCAAACCACCGAGCAACUACAACUUCUGCUACGACUUCAGCCAGACGGAGCAGUAGAGCGUGUGCAUUCGCUGGAGUGCAACUAGAACGUGUGAAUGUGUAAAUAUAUGUGUGAGUGUGUGUGUCUGAAAUAAGAGGUGUGUGUGUAUGGUGAGAUCUGACCUGUGCUUCCACGCACUUAUUCCUAUAACACAGAUUUAAUACAUUAUAUUUUUCCUCUGUGGCCGUGCCCUCUACAUCCAAAUGAAACAUCAACCUGUGGAAAACUACAGUUGUGGUUGUGGAACCGCUACCAAAUGGCUGUUGACUGUACAAAUGCUGCAGAUUAUCUGGGAGUUCGUCUGUACAUUCAUGUCUGGAAACGUCAACACAACUCCAAAAACAACAGACACUUGGCACAACGACAUUCUUCUUAUGCAAUACAGCCACUCAAGUAAUGGUACUUUAAUUUUGUUUUGUAAUCAUUUUAUAUUUCUAAAUAUAUCUAAAACAAUGUAUGAUACAUGGAUUAUUCCUGUGUGCAAGGCUUGACCUCAUUGGUCGAGUCGUUAUGCUUUGACGUUUGUCUAAGAAUGCUGGUUGUGCUCAUUUAUACAUUUCUUUUUUGUUUCUGUUGCUUUUUUUUUUUUUAAGGGCAUUAACUAGGACACAGUGCUUUCUCAAUAUGUGGUACAUGUUGGACUCAUUUCCAACAUAUGAAAGACAAACACAGUACAUUUUCAGUGUUGGACAAUAUUCUGCUCAAGUAUACCUUU